Molecule: messenger RNA, 297 nt
Organism: Microdochium trichocladiopsis
Lineage: Eukaryota; Fungi; Ascomycota; Sordariomycetes; Xylariales; Microdochiaceae
Exons: 3
Coding region: 1-297 (98 amino acids)
Source: RefSeq, a predicted model, not a curated record
AUGGCUCGCCAGAACUCGUUCGCCAGUUCCAACCCUCCAGCCACAGAGCUUGUAACCCAGAACACGACAGCUCGUUAUCUCAAGCGGGCAAGGCUUCAGCGCCUCCUUGAGCAGCUCUUCCCCGGCCACACUCAAUUCUCCAUCGAGGCAAGUGCUCCGAUGCAGUGCCCAGCGACAAGUCCCUGGUCAAACAAGAAGCUAACCGGCAUUGGACUGCAGAUGAAGGACGACCAGUGGUGCUUCUCCGCUCCACGAAAAGUGUCCGAUGACGACAUCGACAACGUUAGAGACGAGUAG